Molecule: messenger RNA, 8049 nt
Organism: Hydatigera taeniaeformis
Lineage: Eukaryota; Metazoa; Platyhelminthes; Cestoda; Cyclophyllidea; Taeniidae
Source: the annotation of a GenBank genome assembly
AUGAUGCCUUUGGGCGUUUUGGCUUUAAGCGGCAUGUCUAUUAGCGUUCAGUCGAGUUUAACUUCGACUGAUAAUCGACUUCUUGAUUCAUCCCUUAACCUCCUCGACACUAAUGGAGGUGUUAGUGCUAAAGUUGAGGAUUCUGCGCCCGCUAAAUUGCGAAAAAUGUCCGCAGACGAAAAAGAACAUGAGAAUCUUAGCCAAAAUUUCUCGGCUCUUUUUCCAAAGAGAGAGUGUACCUUCUCGACCCCUGCUGACAUGACGUUCCAAGAACUUGGAGGUCUUCCAAAGAAAUCAGCAGACAUUGUUGAAUGCAAGGCGGCACCUGCUGACAUAACUGAGGCUAAGACUGCAGUUUAUUGCCGAAAAGUAUUGAACAUUAGAUACACAACGAAUUUUAUUGUCGCCUUUGCUGCUAACUCCUCCGCUUGUCGGCCUUAUUUGUCAAAAUACUAUUCUGCUACUGUUGGCCUUCCUUCUGAUUGGCUCAAAAUAGUUGAAAUUUAUAAGACUUUCCAUCCCUCAAAGAAGCUCUCUUUGCCAAACGCCCUAAGACGCGUGAUGGUGGAAAAAUUUAAAGAUUUUGAUCAAUAUCAGCUUGCAAAAUACAACAGAGAAGUGACUGAAACAAAAAAGAACAGGGGCAGACGUCGAAAUAACAAGACGUCCUCUUUUACACUGUCAUUAAAGAAGAUGAUCCGACUUUUGCAUAUAUCUCAGCCCGUUUACGCUGUCAUGAGCCUUUUGGGCAAAACUUACCCCAUGACUAUCUCAGAUUUUAUCGAGAGUGGUCUUUCUGGUGAUUGGGAUCCCUAUAUUGCUGGAACUCGCAUGCGUUUGCCUGUGCCAUAUACUUGGGAGACAGAACUUUCAAAGACUCCAGUGGAGGCCCAACUCGUUGCUUGGCAUAAUCUCAUUGUACUCUUAACUUGUAUACUUACUAAGGUUGGUCUUAAAGUUAAGUGCUUCACUCGAGCACGCGUUUUCCUUAAAGACUCUGGAAAACUUCCCUACAUGGCUACAUUGCGCAACCUUCGUAACCUCCUUUUGGUUGGCAUUGACAAAGCUCAUAUGGAAAAGGUGCUUCACAAAUUGACAAAUGAAGGCGAGGUUGCAUCGUCGAAACAACUGCCGUUUAGAUACUUGAGUGCUUUCGCUGCCCUUGAAGAACUUCGUCACGAUAAAAACACCUUGGGGAUGCUUUUGGAAACGAAAAUCGGAAGUGGCAGGAGUUUAUUGUGCGCGGGACCAAUUUUUUGCAGACUUGACAUUGACAAUGUGAAGACUUUCGAGGAUGCAGUUGAAAGAGCAUUUGAUCUCGCCAUUCAUCUAAAUCUUCCAACAGUGUCUGGAUCCACUCUGAUCAUUGUGAACUUACAGGAGGGUUUUUCAUCCGACUUGGAUGUUGGAACCGAUCGCGUUUCGUCUCAAUUGUUGCUGGCUUUUAUGUGCAUGGCAGUUUGUGAAGACUAUGAUGUCCUCUUUCAAUUAUCAUCCGAACUCGUUUAUAAUUCAAAGUUUUUUGCUUCACUCAUGCCCGGGGAUGGUGCCAUACUUGAAACUGUCAAAAGAGUUUCCAGCAUUCUGAAGAACCCACCAAAGGAUCCUGAUACGCUUAAUCCUAUUGGCCCUACAUACACUUCCAUGGUUGUUCUUGGCAACCUUGCGGAAAAGUACAAGAAAUGGAAAGAGGUCUACAGUAGACACGUGGGCUUUAUUCACGGCAUUGCUGUCUGCGACAAGCUUUGUGUGGCAAAUGACUGGAUGUCACUUCAGGACUACUCUGACUCUUGCAUUCAAAUAUUGGCACACAUGGCAAACCAAUCCCUUGUGAAGCAGGUCGAAAUGGUAGAUCGUCAGUUGGAUCUCUCCUCCAAAACUUACAUUAGUCGCCAUCCGUCCACUGUCGUUUCAAAAACCUGUCAAACGAGCAUUGAGUUGCCGGCGAACUUUCUUCUCGGUAGUGGAAUAGCCGCUGUGCAGGUCUUCGUCUCCUCUACCUUCCAAGACAUGUACGGCGAGCGGGACCUUAUCUCCGGCCUUGUCUUUCCCGGCCUCCGCAAACAGCUUUCUCGUCUCGACUAUCCAGUACUCCUUAAUGAAAUUGACCUCCGCUGGGGUGUGCCUGAGGUCUUUUCACAGACCGGGGAAAGUCUACGAAUGUGCCUAGAAAAGGUGGUCACAUCUGACUACCUUAUUUUGCUUCUUGGUGAAAGGUAUGGUUGGACGCCUAGUGAAGAGGUCGUACAGGCACUUCCUCCAAAGCUCUUGGGACAGGUGAUGAAAAUUUACAAGAAGGGCAUGUCAAUUACAGAAAUGGAAGCUCGUUUGUUUAUCCAGCAGAACUGUAUGAAAAGAAAAAACCUUCUUUGUUUUUUGCGUGAUUCUUCUUGCUUAGAAGAUGUGCCUUCGGAUCUCAAAAGUCAUUUCCUACAGUCUUCGCAAAGAGAUCGUGAAAGACUGUUGGAGUUCAAACAAUUUCUAAAGGAAAAUGGUCUUAUACUGCUAAACUCAUACCCUGCUUCUUUCGCAGGCAUAAUUAAUGCCGUGCCUAUGAUGGGUAACCUCGGGACUUUGGGAGAGGCACUAUUCAAAAGCCUUUACACUUCGAUCUGUGAGUGGGUCCGGUCGCAUCCCUCUGUUUUGGUAAACAAUUUACUUACCCUUAUUUUCAAGAAUUGGUUAAUAAUUCGCCACUUCCUCAACCUUCUUAUCAAAACUGAAGAAGAAGAAGAACCCUCGUUUGAAGACGGUGAGAUUCGGCAAUGUGGCUCUUCCGUGCCAACUGGUUAUCUGGAAGCGAUUGCUGCUUCUGUUGCCCCACGACAUCUUCAGGAGGUCCUUCACGCCCUCUUUGUUGAUCUCCCCAUCCGAGGCGCUCAAGUUCGUCUCUCUCGGCUGGAAGCGGCUGGUAAACAUCGGAAUGCUUGUCUCACUCAACUGAUCUCGGCUACUAGUUUAAAAAGAAGGCGCGAGGAGCGUAUCCUGCGUGACGGCGGUGUGCUCUGUUUGAUUGGUUCUCAUGGCAGCGGAAAAACAACUCUUGUCUCUGCACUAGCGGUUGUCUUAUCAGAUCCCACCUGGAUGCCUGAUAUGGCUGCCUCCUCAACCUUCACAACUCCCUUUGAUUCGCGCUCCACCCCUAAGACAGAAGUCUCGGAUGCCUUUCGAAAUCGCUCGCGAGUGUUCGUGCACCUCACAAUGGGCGCCCACUCUUCAACUACUCGCCACGCAGGGCUCCUCCUAUGCGCUAUUCCGCAGAUGACCCAGGUGAAGCGACUGCUUGACACCUGGAUUAUGAAUGUAUUCAAUGAACUGCGAAAGCCCGCCAGUGGACCCAAUCCCGCUCUCGAACAGAAAUUAAGCGCUAUGGAGAAUGAACUACAGUCAGCGGGAAUUGUAAACGUCGCUCAAGACUCUGAGCUUGUUAAGAGUAUAGAAAUAUUUCACAAAUUACUAUGGAUUAUUGGAGAACACGUGAAGAACCACUACAUAUUCAUCGUUGACUCUGUGGAUCAUCUUGUACCUGCAAAUCUUACUUGGAUUCCGGAAGUCAUUCCUGAGAACGUGAAGUUUGUUUUGACAUUGAAUGGUGAAACAAGUACUGCACGUACUCUGUCGGUUCGUCCGGAUUGUCUUUACCUGCGCCUGAGCGAACUCUCACGAAACGAAAAGGCUGCUGCGAUUCGAUGCUAUUUUGCUCAAUAUGGCAAAGUUCUCAGUGACAGUGGCUUUGGCAAUCAGCUGGACAACAAUUUGAAAAGCCUACCAGAACACCUACCCGAUCUCGUAGCCCACAUUGUGACGCGGGCAUCAGUCUGCUGUGGAGAGAAUCUCGUCAAAACUGCUCUCUGCUGUAUUCUCUGCUCACGUCAUCCACCCUAUCCAACUCAGCUCCAGCAUAUGAUAAACAUUUGGCUUUCUGCGAACAGCGAACAAGCCACCUCCGAAACAAUUGCUUUUUUCAGUGGUGAUGAGGAGGAACUUCCAAAAGACGACCCAACGAUACAUCCAGUUUUUACCACAAUGGCUUUGAAUGUUCUUCUUUCACAGCUCCAACCUCUUAUUAUUGGGGUGGAGUCUACCGACGAGAGCGGUCGUGGCCUUGCGGAAUCCAUAGCAGAUCAGGUUGAGGAGACCGAUAUUGAGGAGAGGUCAGAACUGAGUCUUUUCACAUCUGGGGGUCUGCGAUUGUGCAGUCAAGAGGUGGCAGAUGUAAUUCGACGUUUGUGCUUCUCAUCCUGUGGGCCCAUCAGCCGGUUUUCCGCCUCACGCCGCAUGGGUUACCUCAAAAGCACCGUAGGUAGCCAGGGCGACAUCGAACCACUCCCACUUAGUUCUAUCCCCACAGAAUUGCAAACUUAUCGGUUGCUGCUUUGCGAAAACUAUGACAAUUUGAAAGACAAAGUAUACUAUGCGUUUCGCGCGAAAAAGCUUAACUUUGCCGCAUCAACACUGAGCAGUAUUAGCUACAUCCAACAAAAGGCCAUGAAUAACGACAUUUCAGGCGUAAUCGAAGAAUUCCUCGGAUCUGAUAUCUGUGAUCCUGCUACAAGAACAGCCUGGUUAGGAAUUAUUGACAAACAGAAGGGCACAAUUUUUUCUGCGAUCCGUCACUUCGUUCUUCGGUCUGGUCAUGUCCUGACUAGAUUUCCUCAGCUAACAGGACAGCUCCUCUUGGAUAGUCUUCCGGCUUAUUGCAAAGCCACCCUGAAGGAGGAGCUAGAGAGGAUUAUUGGGGUCGAAAGCAGCUUUGGAGUAUCGCGCUGCAACACUUGGAGUGCCGAUUAUCUACGUGACGUGGAAAUAGUCUGGAGACCAGAGGCGAUCAUUUCUCCAACUGCGCUCGCCAGCGACGGCAAUGAAGUUAUUGCUUGUGGUGACAUAAGUGGGAGUAUCAUCCUCUUGGACGUUUCAUCCGGCAAGGUGUUAAACACUCUGUAUGGACACACCGGCGCUGUGAAUGGGAUUGUUUUCAUUUCACCUCAAACAAAUGCUCUGGUCACACGUUGUGUUCUACUUUAUUCAGUCUCUGCGGAUUCAACAGCGUGUUUGUGGAAACUCGUACCAUCAAGCGUCGGUGAAAGGGGUCUGAUUGGUGUGAGAUUGGCGCGCAUCUCAGGAUAUCAUGAUCGUGCUAUCACAGCUUGUGCCUGGGACUCUCAACGAAAGCAUUUGGUCACUGCAGGUCUUGAUGGACUGGUGAAUUUAUUUCCUAUCCAACUCUCCCUCGAUGGCGAUUCAAAUGGUGAGACUAACUCUGUCUCUGGGUAUAAUCUGGAGUCAUUUAAGGGACGUCCGCGUUCCUUCUCUACAAAACAUCAACCAAUAAAUGCAAUGGUUCUCGUGGAGGACAAAAUUGUAGUGGGUUGCUGGAACGGAACUCUGUGGGUGUUCGAAACGGACAUGAGGCGAGAUAGAAAGGUUGCUGAAGUCCUGCUUGUGGGCUCUGAAUGCGGUGGGUUGGAAAAGGAGACCCGUGACGGAGCCUACUUUGAGAAAUGGGCUGGUGUUCGGGGUCUGCAUGCUUCAAUCGUAUCACUCGCCUAUUCGGGACCCAAAAGCGACGUUAUCGCGAGUGCAGACUUCGUUGGCGAAGUGACUCUCACUAAUGCCAGCACUUUGGAGUGCAUUGUUCACCUGGAGGAUCCGUGCCGCCUGACUCCUCGGCACAUUUACAGUAGACUCUGUUUUCUCACGCCAAAGGGAAGCGAUGAUUGCCUACUGGCAUAUACUGGCUCCUCAACAUCAGUCUCUGGAGCAAUUUCUCUGUACAAUAUUGACCGGCCUCAUAAAUUUGAUACUUUACUUGAGGACCAUGGAAGAAGCUCAGAUAUAUGCAUUGGAGUCAGCCUAACAAAGUCCAUAAUGAUCUUCGGUACUUACAACGGAGGAGUCAUCUGCUUUAAUGUCGACGCAGAAAAGAGUCUCGUUCAGCUCUUUCCUCCACCGCAAAAUAAUGCCUCAAAGAUCCAGGCUAUCGAUUGUUUUUUUUACAGUGGCGUUGACAAUUUCGUCUUUCUUGUUUAUGGCUCGGCACGUGGGGAUGUCACAUUUGCAGUUUUUUCAACAAAAAGAUGCAUCGACGGUGUUUUGAAGUUGAAUCGGUUAGUUGGGGAGGUCCAACAGCCCUUCUCUGUUUGGCCUCAUGCUUACGGCCACCAGGAGGGUGGAGGCGGUGAGGGUGGUGGGACACUCGCCAUUACUGCCUCGGUUUCCCAAGGCUUUGCUGUCUCUGGUGGUGGGGAUGCAGCGUGUUGCUUCCAUUUGUUUCAACCACAGGAUCUCGGUUCCAAAGGUUGCCAUUCUUCUACGAUAAAUAGUGAAUUCAGGCUAGUUGCUCACUCUUUGGGCGUUUCUGCACUUGCUUCUGCUGCAAACAUUGCCGUCUCAGGGGGGAAGGAUGGGCGUCUUGUCAUUUAUCAAGUGGAUAAGCAAGUGUCGUUCCAGCCAGUCACUAUUAUUGACUCUGUGCCUCAAGCCCAUCGGGACUGGAUAACGUGCCUUGCGAUAAAACAGGAGGAUCCUCGGCGUUACUUAAUCGCAUCAGGGGGGAACGAUCAUGCCGUAGGGGUGUGGGUGCUCGACUCCGAAUCGAAGGAUGGGAUGAACCCUCUCUCUCAAAUCUGUUUUGCUACGGAACAUGUCCAACCUUUGACCAGAUUUUCAUUUAAGGAUGGACCACUAAUCUCGGCGUCUGUGGAUGGAGUGGUAGUGGUUUGGGAGGCAACAGUAUCUUCCAUGCGGAAGUUACGAAAAUUCACACUUUCUGACGCUAAAAUAGUGGUGAUGGAUGUCAUUUACUCCGAAGAGUCAGUUAAGCAUGACAUGAUCACAGCCUUGUCAGAUGAAUCAGACACAUUUGGCGAAUUGAAAGCAUUGUUUGAGAACCAGGAUGAGGUGGGCAAGGAUGUGCUGGAAGAUCGUUCACUCAUCCGCCUCCGUGUUGCUUGUGCUCACGGCGAUGGCAGCUUUGAUGUGAGCACCAUUUCACCAUUUUUGCCCAGUAGUGAACUUGCCUUUGCUGGGCAUUCCAAUGUCACUGACUGUAGUGUAAUUCAUCUGACCUCGAGCGCAGAGAAUGGUGCCCUUGUCUCUGCAUGCACCUCUGACUCCCAACCUGCUGAGGUGUGCCUUUGGCGGCUAGACAGCAAAGAACCCAAAUCCCACGUAACUCAGAUUUCAUGCCGCGGAGCAAUAACGGUCCUCAAGGAGAGUAAAGGGUACAUUUUCGCGGGUACCGAUGCCGGUUGCCUCUUGGUCUGGCGUGUUAAGGAUGGACGUCAACUAACCGUUGAAGGUUUUUUGCCCAAUGGCUGCAUAAAUGAUUUGGAAGUGAGCGUAUCUUGUGAGGAGAGCAGAAUUUGCAAUGCAACAAUAUUUGUGUUGAUCGAUCAUUUUGUGUACUUUUCGACACUUUCUGCAUCAACGGACUCAGAUCUUGUGUUUGAUUAUUCAAGGCUUACGGAUGGCAUCGUAAGCUCUUUGUGUGCGUAUACCUACAGUGUCACCUCCGGAGGAACGGCUCAUUAUAUUGGCCUCUGUGAUGGCAAAUUGGAACUGUUUGAUUCUGCAGGAAAUCCUCUAGCAGCUGCACAACAGAAAGAUGAGACAAUCUACAAUGGACUGCAGGUGAUUUGCCCAAAAAAUGGUUCUGCAGCAUACAUCUUGGUCUCUGGAAUGCGGAAGAACGUUGGGGUCAAAGGCUCACCUACCGAUUCCUUUGUCAGCCUGCGUAGUGAUCCCUUCACUCCCAUUUCCGAAUACGUGCUUCCUAAUGGAGAAGCUGUUGUUGGAUUCGCAGCAGCAGAAAACAAUCGAGAGUCGGCGCGCAAUUGUAGCUACAUAGUCAUUGUUGCAGGAUCCGAUGGAAUUCUACGCUAUUUGCAAUGGAUGCCGUCUAAGUCCGCUGGAGAGCCAAAUCUUGUUGGCUACUUCCCGACUGGCAGGAAAGUGGUGAAAAUUUGUGCCUCAGAACCAGAUCACUUUGCUGUUGGCUACAGCAACGGAGACGUUGGAAUAUACCAAUUCAUAAAAACAGCUCUGUAA